Molecule: messenger RNA, 3099 nt
Organism: Anguilla rostrata (American eel)
Lineage: Eukaryota; Metazoa; Chordata; Actinopteri; Anguilliformes; Anguillidae
Gene: ap1s1
Product: adaptor related protein complex 1 subunit sigma 1
Exons: 6
Coding region: 770-1243 (157 amino acids)
Biological process (GO): intracellular protein transport; vesicle-mediated transport
Cellular component (GO): intracellular membrane-bounded organelle; AP-1 adaptor complex; membrane coat
Molecular function (GO): clathrin-cargo adaptor activity
Source: RefSeq, a predicted model, not a curated record
GUGCACAAUGCGCAUGUCCGUGAGGAACGACUGUUUCACUCCAUUCAGUCGCUGUAGGAGUUAGUUUACUCGAACUCAAACACGUCUAUGUCCAAGAAACUUGCAAUGUUAACAUUUUUAGGGUCCAGGUGAAGAAUAUUUAAACAAUCAGUUAGUUCCUGAACAUCGGGAGCUGAGCUAGAUAGCUAGCUAGUCACCUUAGCUAAUUGUAAGAAGCCGACAAAAUGGUAAGUAGGAUAGCCAGGUAACAUUAGGUAGCUAUCGAUAAGUUAGCUAGCUAAUGCUAGCUGACUGUAACGUUAGCUAGUCUAAUAGCUGAGUGUAUUUAUACAGAUAGCUAAGAUAUAUUUAUAUUUUUGCUUCAAAUCGACUUCCACAGCUCAUUGUGCUCAACAGUUAUGUAGAUGUCGCUGUCUACUCAGCUAAUGUAGCUAGCUAGUAGUUACCUAUCUAACUGAUAAACACUUGCUAGCUCGUCAAGUAAAAUAGUCUUGGCGAAUGGCUAAAGUGAACCCGUUUUGACAGCUGAUACAGGACUGAAAAAGAGUCGGUCAAGCAGACGAUGACAUCCGCCAAGGUCUCAGGUAGAGAUAGCUAGUUGGCUAACGACCUACAGUUGAGUACGUUUUGCUAACUGUUAAUGUUAUUUAGCAAACCUUUUAAGAAGAAGCUAGUUUAGUUUAGCAAGAUAAACGGCUUGCUUGCUUUUGCCUGGAUUCUGUCCACUUCAUUUAAAGAUUAACAUAAAGAAAAACACAACCUUACAGCUAUGCGCUUCAUGCUGCUGUUCAGCCGGCAGGGGAAGCUGCGGCUGCAGAAGUGGUACACGGCCACGGCGGAGAAGGACAAGAAGAAGAUGGUGCGGGAGCUCAUGCAGGUGGUGCUGGCCCGCAAGCCCAAGAUGUGCAGCUUCCUGGAGUGGAGGGACCUCAAGAUCGUCUACAAGAGGUAUGCCAGUCUGUAUUUCUGCUGUGCGGUGGAGGAGCAGGACAACGAGCUCAUUACCCUGGAGGUUAUCCACCGCUUCGUUGAGCUGCUCGAUAAGUACUUUGGCAGCGUCUGUGAGCUGGACAUCAUCUUCAACUUUGAGAAGGCUUACUUCAUACUGGAUGAGUUUCUGAUGGGGGGCGAGAUUCAAGAUACUUCCAAAAAAAGCGUCCUCAAAGCCAUCGAGCAGGCGGACCUACUUCAGGAGGAGGACGAGUCUCCAAGAAGUGUACUGGAAGAAAUGGGACUAGCAUAGGCAAAUUUUAACAUAAGCCUUUUUUAAAUAAGGCAAGAGGAGUUAUGGGACUGUUACCUAUUGGAAGGGAAGGGUUAAAGUGUGUGUGUGUAUGUGUACAUGGGGGGUGGGGAGAGGGGGAAUGUAAUUUCUUCAACUCUGGUACCACUGGGUUCAACAUAUGAUCUUCUAGAGCCCCUGUUGUCAAAAUUGUCAAAAAGCCAUUUUAGUAGUCAGUCGUUUUGUUCAGCUCUCUUAAGCUAUUUUGGCUUCUGCAUCCUGGAAGGUGUCCUAAAUGAAAUCUAUCCGAUGACUCAUAUGAUAAUCACUGAAAUUGUGUGCCAUUUUUUUGGUGAAAAAUGGCAACACACAACACCAGCUUUUUGUUAAAGCUCUCUGUACAUUGUGUUACUAUUUAAGGAAUCACAGAUGGGUCACAAGUUUUAAUUUUGAUCUGGCUCAUCCUUUGAGCUCUUGCAGAAACAUAUUAACCUCUGUGACAAUUGUCAUGGCGACAGUGGAGAUUCGGGAGUUUUCAACAUGAAAAACCUAAACCAGUUUGGAACUGCUAAAAGGGACUUUUCCACCUUGCUGUUGCUUUUUUUUUCUACUCAGGUAAUGUGCCUAUCUUCUGCCUGCUUCUUUUUUGUUCGCUCUUAUGACUCAGUACUUGACAUGCAUCACUUAUCAGGAAUUGCUUUUCCAUGGGGACCACUCAGAUUUGUGACGCUCCUGUGAGUGAGCUCAGCCCUGAGGCAGCUCGCUCGGCCUGUCCCAUGUUAAUGCGUGUGGGCGACGGAAGCGAAUCUGCUUUGCUGCCCAUUAGUGGUAUCCGUGGUUAUGUCAAAUGAUUGCUCUGCUGCGGCCGCCCCUCCCCCUCGCCCUCUCCUGGCUCUGUGCUGUGCUCUGAUCCCGACACCUCUUUCCAGCAGGCCCGGUGCGGGAGAAAGAGCGGUGUGUGUGGAGAUGAGAUCGGACCGUGGCCGUCAGGGAUGCGUUUGCAAAGAAAGGGGAAAGGGUUCGCUUUUAGUUUUGAUACCUGUUGAAUGCUGGAAAGGACCGGACGAAAUAACGGGCUGAGGGAGUGGGGAGGUGAUUGGCCAUUAAAGUUGCGGUAAAUUUCAUUUAAAUUUAGUCCGUUCUGUGAAUUACUGAAAAAUUAUUAAUUUAUUGACUAUUAUGGGAAUGUUUCCAUUCGUGAAUAGCAUUUGAACUAAUUUCCUGAAUUAUAAGAAUUUGAAUUGAAUUGACUGCAAACCUGCAGGUCAUACCUUUUCUCUAAUGAGCCCUAGCCAGUUUCAGGUUCUCAAAAAGGGACAUACUUGAAGCAGACACUCACCCCAGGGUGAACACAUCAUUCAGUAGGCAUUGCAAUCAUUUUGUAGUUUUGAGACUUAAGGAAGGAAGUGAGGUCUGGGUAUUAAAACCACAUAUAUAGCACUAAUACACAUCCGCUGGGACACAAGCACACUGUCCUCAUCCUGUUUUCCAGUCAGUCUUUCCAAAGAGGUCUUUAAUGUCUUUAUUCCUGUAUUAAGGGGGGAGAGGAAAAACCAAAUUGCAAUCAAGGCACAUAAUAUUUUACUGCUUGUAUGUGUGUUUGCAGAAGCCUAACUGGACCAGCGUUUAAAAGGGUCCUCUGAAACAGGAGCUAUUGUGAAUACAGUCCCAAUUUUUAAGGGCUCAGAGUGAUCAUGAUUUCUUUUUUUUCUGUGAAUACAUUGAGGGAGGUGGGAGGUUAGCACAAGGACAUAUUGAUGUGCUAUUCUACUGUCAGGAACCUAAAGGGAAGUAUAUGUGAAUGUAAUUUUGUAAUGAAAAUACAAAGCAAAGAAAAUAAAAUACAAAGCGAAAGCAGUAAUGAACUGUUUAUUUAA